UACUUUUCCCUGACUAGUAGUGUAGUAGACUCAAGUCUUAGUCUGACCGAACUUGCUCAUCCCCAUUUCUCCUCUUCUUCUUCUUCUCCUUCUUCUUCUUCUCCUCCCUAGAUUAGUACUCGAAUGGGAACAUCUCCCUGUCUUCCCCCACCUCCUCUUCCGCCUCCCCUCCAAUACAAUAGAAGAAGAAGAAAAAACAGCCAUGCACCUGACUGCGGGGGAAGAACUGAACUAACUGGGAGGCAAGGGAUGGCGAUCCAAUCAAUACCUCAUCCUGCCAUGGAGUCCAUCCCUUUUGCAGGAUCGUCUCCGUUGGAAAUUGCGGAGAGAGCUUUCCCGCGUUCGGUUGCCAGCCAACCCUGUCUCUUCUGUCUCGUCUGCUCUGCCAUUUUCUGCUAUUGUUGUUAUUGUAACUUCGCUCUUUCCCAUCCCCCCUUGAACUUUCUUCACCACACACACACACACACACUCUCUCUCUCUCUCACAUACACACCGAUAUGCAGAAUAGUCAACUCGGAUUCCGCUCGGAUUCCGCACAUGGAAUGUCCGAUCGUAAAUUACUCUUGAACCUCGCGAGUAAGAUGCGACACUCCCAGGGAACGAGAUCCGGGUCCAGUCUCGAUUAAUCAUAGACCCCCUUCUCCCGUAAGCGAUGAGGC
This is a messenger RNA of Aspergillus neoniger CBS 115656, 659 nucleotides long. RefSeq lists its product as uncharacterized. The coding region runs from base 124 to 567 and encodes 147 amino acids. The transcript has a single exon. NCBI's taxonomy places the organism in Eukaryota, Fungi, Ascomycota, Eurotiomycetes, Eurotiales, Aspergillaceae. The record is from RefSeq and is a predicted model, not a curated record.